UAUCUUUUUUAUUUUAUAUAAAUUGAAUUAUAGAAUAUAAAAAAAAGUUAAAAAAUAAAUAGUAAUGUUUAAAUGUUAUAUUAAUAAUAAUUUAAACAUAUGAAAUAUAAAAAAGUAAAAAAGUAACUUAAUAGUAAUUUUGUUUCAUAAAAUUCUAUAAAAAUUUAGUUUAUGGUUAUUAUUUACAAUUGGAUUGGUUGAUUUAUUUUGAAAUAAAUAAAAUACAAUGUUCAAUUAAUGUAUAAGUGUACAUCAAAAAACUUUUUUAUUUUAUAUUUUGUGUACUGUAGAUAUAAAUAUUUAGAUUUACUUGUAAACGUACAUUUUAUUAUUACGAUUAUCGAUUCAUUAAAUCUCAUCAAUAGUAUAAAUUUAUUAGGUACUGUGUAUUAAAAGAUAAAUUAUAAGAUGAGUCGCAAAGAAGCAUUAUCUCAAUUUAUCCAACAGAUACAUGGGCGUCCUGUUGUUGUAAAGUUAAAUAGUGGUGUAGAUUAUAGAGGUGUUUUAGCUUGUCUUGAUGGUUAUAUGAAUAUAGCACUUGAACAAACAGAAGAAUAUGUAAAUGGCCAAUUGAAAGAUAAAUAUGGUGAUGCAUUUAUUCGUGGUAAUAAUGUAUUAUAUAUUAGUACACAAAAACGUAGAACUUAAGUAAAAUAAAUAUAUAAUUUAUAUUA
This is a messenger RNA of Apis cerana (Asiatic honeybee), 674 nucleotides long. Its product is annotated as U6 snRNA-associated Sm-like protein LSm6. Gene Ontology annotation, cellular component: sno(s)RNA-containing ribonucleoprotein complex; U6 snRNP; P-body. NCBI's taxonomy places the organism in Eukaryota, Metazoa, Arthropoda, Insecta, Hymenoptera, Apidae. The record is from RefSeq and is a predicted model, not a curated record. Gene Ontology annotation, molecular function: RNA binding. Gene Ontology annotation, biological process: mRNA splicing, via spliceosome; maturation of SSU-rRNA.